AUUUUCCUUAACCUUCUUCUGCCCCCUCCGCCCUCCCCCCUCGCUGGCUUUCUCCCUUCUUCAACGACGACGACACGAAGAAAAGGUCGUUUACAAUACCAACUAGUGGAUCCGCGCUUUUCUUUUCCCUUGAUUCCUUUGUCAUCGUAUGAAUAAUGUAUUCUCUCUUUUGCUCUAUUUCUCUCCCAGUUCAUUAAUUUCACACUUCUCUGCAUUUUCUCGAGAAAGUGUUUAAAUUUUUUUCUGAUCGUUUCCUGAGAAAUACAAGGGUAAAGUCAUUUCUCGUUCCAUAACUCGAGUUAGGGUCUCUGGCGAAGCACUGUGGUUUCUGGGGCUUUAGGGUUUGAGUGGUUUUGAUUAUAGUUGUUAGGGCUUGAAUUCGAAGAUUGGUUGUGUUUAGAUUGAUAUAAAUUAGGCUUCGUGAAUUGGAUUGGUUGUUGUUGGUGGUGGUGGGGGGCGGGGGUGGUGUUGGUGGUGGUUAGGGUUUAUGAUGGUCGAUUGAUUGAUGAUGGUGAAGCUACUGGGAUUGACUAGGGGAGAAUCUUAUGAGUCACCGCGAGAGAUUACACGGACCAACCCUACAAGUGAGUCUGGGGAGAGCGGAUGGCUCAUCCGGUUUUUUGACUCUGCCUUCUUCUGUGAGUGGAUUGCCGUUAGCUACUUGUACAAACAUGAUCACCCUGGUGUGCGAGACUACCUCUGUAAUCGAAUGUAUACGCUUCCUCUCUCAGGCAUUGAGAGCUAUUUGUUUCAGAUGUGCUACAUGUUGGUGCAUAAGCCAAGCCCAUCGUUGGAUAAGUUUGUUAUUGAUAUGUGCUCAAAAUCAAUUAAAAUAGCAUUAAAAGUGCAUUGGUUCUUGAUGGCUGAACUUGAGGAUUCAGAUGAUAAUGAUGGGAUCAGUAGAAUUCAAGAGAAGUGUCAGAUUGCUGCAACAUUGAUGGGUGAGUGGCCCCCACUGGUGCAACCCCAGAAUGCAGUAACAAGUCCUGGGAGUAAGAAUUUAGUUCUCAACCGGAUACUAUCAUCAAAACAGCGUUUACUGUCAUUGACAUCGUCACCACCAGUGCAGCAGUCAUUAUCAUUCUCACCUUCAUCUGGUAAUAGCGGGUCACAGGAAGAGGGAAAUAAACUGUCUCCUGAUGAGAACAAGAUUUUUAAGAAGUUUAUUCCAGGUCCUAAGGUUCGGGAUGCAUUGUUGUUUAGGAAAUCAGCGGAAAAGGAUGAGGAGGAAUCGGAGAAGGAUGGGUUUUUCCGAAGGUUUUUGAGAGAUAGUAGAGAUGAGGACGAGGAGUUGUCAUCAAGCUCAGAGGGAUUUUUUAAACGGUUAUUUCGUGACAGCAAGAAUGACCUGGAGGAGAAAGUAGUUUCAAAAUCAGUAGAUGAUGAUGAGAAGGAAGGGUUUUUUAAGAAAUUUUUUAAGGAGAAGUUUGAGGAUAGGAGGGAAGGGAGUGAUAGAAAUGAGGAUGAAAAUAAGGUAAAUAUUGAUGAAAGAGGGUCAAAAUCUUCUGAAGAUGAUGUGAAGGAGGGUUUUUUUCGAAAAUUUUUUAAGGAGAAAUUUGAGGACAAGAAAGAUGAGAACGAUAAGAUGGAAGAGGAAGACAAAGGGACUUCUAAUGCCAUGGAAGAUGAGCCUUCAGAUUUCUCAUUGUUGCGUAGAUUGUUUCGUGUGCACCCAGAAGAUUCAAAGACUGCUGUGGCAAAUGAAAACUGCAACAGUGGUGGUCCUUUUGAAAGCAGUCCAGGGACAGAGAACUUUUUCCGCAAACUGUUUAGAGAUCGUGAUCGUUCUGUGGAAGACUCUGAAUUGUUUGGUUCAAAGAAGCACACAGAGAAGCGUCCUGGCUCACCAAAGCAACGGAAUGAAAAACUGAAUGCUAAGCCUCCACUUCCAAACAAUGCUGCAUCCCAGUUUCGUAAAGGGACAUAUCAUGAGUCAUUGGACUUCGUGCUAUCAUUAUGUGAAACGUCAUAUGGCUUGGUGGAUAUAUUUCCUAUUGAAGAUCGCAAAAGUGCGCUUCGUGAGUCACUUGCAGAGAUCAAUUUGCAUGUAGCUGAUGCUCAGGCCAGUGGAGGAGUGUGCUUUCCAAUGGGAAAGGGGAUGUACCGUGUUAUCCACAUACCUGAAGAUGAAGCAGUUCUUUUGAAUUCUAGGGAAAAGGCUCCUUACCUUAUAUGCAUUGAAGUUUUAAAAGGAGAAAUGCCUAGCAGUGUUAUGGAUGCAUCAAGUGCUCAAAAACUCUCUAAAGGAGGAAUUCCUCUAGCAAAUGGAGAUGCGACGUUGCCGAAGCCACCUCCAUGGGCAUAUCCUUUGUGGACUCCUCAGGAGGUGUCUCGCAAUGGUAGUGAUAGGAUGUUGAGGUCUACUUCUCAGGCAAUUGAUCAGGUGAUGGCUCAUAUGUGGGAUGCAAAAGCAAAGUUUGUUAACGUGAGCUUUUCUUUGGAGAAGCAAUUGAUUUGCCAGUCAAAGAAUAUUGAAGCACCUCAUUACAGUAGUAGGCAGCUUGCUUCAGUUCCCAUGGAGAUUUCAUCAAAUAGUUGUCAAGCUGGAGAAUAUGUUAAUGAUUUGGAAUGGGUGAGUGUUGUGCUGACUGCUGAUCCUGGGGUUCGUAUGGAAGACAUAGAGGAUCAAGAGCCACCACGUCGGAAGGAGCACCGCCGUGUUCCAAGUACCAUAGCCAUAGAGGAAGUGAAGGCUGCUGCCGCAAAAGGAGAAGCUCCUCCUGGACUCCCAUUGAAAGGGGCUGGUCAAGAUUCAUCAGAUUCACAUCCAAAAGUUACGGAUGGUGGUAUUCCCAAGCCGAGUGAUGCAUUAUCCGGUGAGCUUUGGAAGUUAAAGAAAGAGAGGAUUCGAAAAGCUUCAGGUUAUGGAAAAUUACCUGGUUGGGACUUGCGUUCUAUUAUUGUGAAGAGCGGUGAUGAUUGCAGGCAGGAGCAUCUUGCUGUUCAACUUAUUUCACACUUCUAUGAUAUAUUCCAAGAAGCUGGCCUUCCUCUUUGGUUGCGACCUUAUGAGGUCUUAGUUACUUCCUCUUACACAGCUCUAAUAGAAACAAUUCCAGACACGGCUUCACUCCAUUCCAUCAAAAGUAGAUUUCCUGGCAUUACAAGUUUGCGUGACUUUUUUGUUGCCAAAUAUCAAGAAAAUUCUCCAAGUUUUAAGCUUGCUCAGAGGAACUUUGUGGAAAGCAUGGCUGGAUAUUCCCUUGUCUGCUACCUUCUGCAGGUGAAGGAUCGGCACAAUGGGAAUCUUUUAAUGGAUGAAGAAGGUCAUAUUAUCCAUAUAGAUUUUGGUUUCAUGCUCUCAAAUUCACCUGGUGGUGUAAAUUUUGAGAGUGCACCAUUCAAAUUAACUCGUGAACUUCUCGAGGUGAUGGAUUCUGAUGCCGAAGGAGUUCCAAGCGAGUUCUUGGACUAUUUCAAAGUUCUAUGCAUUCAAGGUUUCCUAACAUGCCGUAAACAUGCGGAGCGCAUUGUCCUCCUUGUUGAAAUGUUGCAGGAUUCAGGUUUCCCAUGCUUUAAAGGCGGUCCCCGAACCAUACAGAAUUUAAGAAAACGAUUUCAUCUGAGUUUGACAGAAGAGCAGCAAUGUGUGUCCUUGGUGCUUUCCCUCAUUAGCAGCAGCUUAGAUGCAUGGCGAACACGGCAGUAUGAUUACUAUCAGAGGGUUUUGAAUGGGAUAUUGUAGCUUUGGAUUUGAUUGUUCAUUACAUGCUUGAUCCCUUUUAUGGAGCCAAUCUCAUGAAGUGUUUUGAUUGGAAUUAACAUUUGUAGAUCACUGUUGAUAAUGAAAAGUUAGUUUGAUCUGGGGUGGCUUCAGAGAUUUUAGUGGGAUUGAGAGCAUUAUUGUUUUGAGGUAUCUUCUUUUCCCAGUUUGAGGAAUUUGUAAUUGCAUCGGCAGAAAUAUUCAUUUGAGGCUUAGAAGGUUAAAUUUCCUUCGGCAGAGGGUUUUUUGGGUUUCCUUUUGUUUCUUUAUCAAAUCUCAUGUAAUAUGGAGUGAUACUGGCUGGUGAGAGAUGCUUCAAUUCAACAUUGAAGAUGUGAGGUCUUUGUUCCGACCUUGGAACAGCACACUGUACAGUAAUUUGGAGGGAGGUAGACUGGACAAAGUGGCUGUCGGAGGAGUAUGUUUGUCAUAUGAUGUGUUUGCAAUGUGCUUCAAGCAGGCUAGUGAUAUGGAGCUGUCAAAUGUGCGCUCUUGAUCCUCCAGCUUCACUGCCAGAAUUGAUUUGGAACCAUGAACCCGAAAGUGUUUGCACAUUCCCAAUAUCUAAAAGCUGGCUUGCUAUUUCUCGCCGAUCUGAUGAGCCCUUUGACGGUUGUCUGCCUGCCUCGAGUAGGUUCUUGAAAUUAGCGUAUAUGAUUUUAUUGUGUAUAAUGUUUUCAUUAUUCUUGGGUGACACUGAAAUGUUGUUCAUUUAACACAAUAUAUAGGAAUGCAGAAGUUGGUGGCAUUGAUUGGCAUUACUAGUUUUGUGUAUCUUGUUCAUGAAAUUGAAGUAAAAAAAGCGGUCGAGCUUGAAUUUUUCAUCUUUGUA
Malania oleifera is the source of this 4535-nucleotide messenger RNA. RefSeq names its product phosphatidylinositol 4-kinase beta 2. Bases 506 to 3685 code for a protein of 1059 amino acids. Gene Ontology annotation, molecular function: 1-phosphatidylinositol 4-kinase activity. Gene Ontology annotation, cellular component: cytoplasm; membrane. Gene Ontology annotation, biological process: phosphatidylinositol phosphate biosynthetic process; phosphatidylinositol-mediated signaling. The record is from RefSeq and is a predicted model, not a curated record. The transcript has 16 exons. Lineage: Eukaryota; Viridiplantae; Streptophyta; Magnoliopsida; Santalales; Ximeniaceae.